This is a messenger RNA of Drosophila arizonae, 883 nucleotides long. RefSeq names its product obstructor-G (gene obst-G). The record is from RefSeq and is a predicted model, not a curated record. Gene Ontology annotation, molecular function: chitin binding. Gene Ontology annotation, cellular component: extracellular region. NCBI's taxonomy places the organism in Eukaryota, Metazoa, Arthropoda, Insecta, Diptera, Drosophilidae.
GAUGGCGAGUUCAUACAGUUUAUAUGGGAAUUUGAUCAUGACAGGAGUCAUGAAAUUUCUAGUGACAUUUUGGAUAAUUGUGAUUAUCAAUCAAAUAUCUGGCGCCCAGUUAAAAGAUGAUUCCGGAUUGAAAUCAUCGAUUUGCCAGGGAAAAAAUGGCAUUCUAAUGCCCAUGUUUGGCAAAUGUCGGGGAUACUAUAUUUGUAAUGAUGGCCAAGCUAUAGCUGGAUCCUGUGAUGAGGAUAGUCGAUUCAAUCCUCUCACCUUGCAUUGCGACGAUGCGGACAAUGUAAUUUGUCCCUACGAAAUAUCAGCUGAUGACGAAGAUGAAUCGGACAUGGACUCUUCCGAAGAAGAUCAAUUUGAUCAGGAUAGUGAUGAAGUUGAAGAGCCACCGAUUAUUAUGAAGCCAGUGAAGCGACCAGCCAAACCGUCAAAGGAACCCUAUCUGGAUAUAUGUUCAGGCAAACGGAAUGGCGUAGCUCUGCCCAAAACAGGAUCCUGCACUGAAUACUAUGUUUGUAAAUCGAAAAAACCUCAGCUACGUCACUGCCCAGGUCGACAGCAAUUUAGCUCCACUCGCAAGAUCUGCAUGAAGGCCUCGCUGGCCAAGUGCUCGAUAAUUCCGGAAGAGCCCCAGCCAAGUCCCGCCAUCACGGCCGGCUUCUGCUCCGAUGAGAAGCAAGAUGCUCUGGUGCCGCAUAAAGACGAUUGCAAUAAAUUCUUGCUCUGCAGCAACAUGAUGUUCUUAGUUAUGGAUUGUCCGCAAGGAUUGCAUUUCAAUGCCCAAGCCAAACGCUGCGACUACCCAAAGGUCGCACAGUGCAAUAUCGAUAAAAAGGCCACUAAGAAAAUUAACCGAAAGCAAUUAAAUAAGCGAAAG